Messenger RNA from Magnolia sinica, 3911 nucleotides. Its product is annotated as putative disease resistance protein At1g50180. Bases 196 to 2961 code for a protein of 921 amino acids. NCBI's taxonomy places the organism in Eukaryota, Viridiplantae, Streptophyta, Magnoliopsida, Magnoliales, Magnoliaceae. Gene Ontology annotation, biological process: defense response to other organism. The record is from RefSeq and is a predicted model, not a curated record. Gene Ontology annotation, molecular function: ADP binding. The transcript has 4 exons.
CAUCUAUAAAGCCCUUCAGAUGGAAGGUCCAGAUUAAUCAACUUAACGACAUGAUUGAGUGGCAACGAACCAUUACUGGUUUGUCGCGUGACGGGUCAAGUUGACAUCUAUACGUACAAAGUCAUCUCAGCUGAACUCAAAGAGGGAGGCUUUAUCUGAAUUUCUUUCCUGCGGGGGAAAAAAAGUGAAGUAAGGAUGGUCGUUGUUGAGUCCGUUAUCAAGCUCCUUCUCCAAAAGCUCGCUGACUCGCUAAUUCAAGAAGCCAUUUUUCUAGGUGGGGUUCGUGAUCAAGUAGAAUGGCUUAACACAGAGUUUACUCGAAUGCGAUGCUUCUUGAAAGAUGCAGAUGCCAAGCAGGAAGGAGAUGAAAGAGUGAAGAACUGGGUACGGGAGGUGACAGAUGUUGCAUACGAUGCCGAGGACGCGAUCGACACCUUUGUCUUCAAGGUAGCAACCUUGCGGCGAAGUGGUUUUGGGGGUCGCAUUAGAAGGUACGCUUUCAUCUUCAAUGAGUUGAUAGCUCGCCAUGAGGUGGGAUCGGAGAUAGAACGGAUAAAGAAUAAAAUCCGAGCGAUCUCUGAAAGCAGGUCAACUUACGGAAUUGAAAACAUAGGCCAGGGAGCAGGUACAACCUCCACCAGUCUAUGCCUUCAAGACUGGAGGUUCACUUCUCCUCUUGCUCAAGAAACAGAUUUUGUUGGGUUUGACAAGGACUUAAAAGCAUUGGUCGUGAGGUUGACGAAGGGAGAGCUGCGACGUUGUGUUGUUUCUGUAGUCGGAAUGGGUGGUCUCGGUAAGACCACUCUUACCAAGAAAGUCUAUAACACUGAAAGUGUUAAGAAACAUUUUGAUUCUUAUUCAUGGAUUUCUGUCUCACAAGGGUAUACUGCUAGAGAUCUUUUGCAGGUGAUUGUAAGAUGCUGGGCAGUGCUCUCUGACCGAAUGGUGGAAACAAUGACCAUUGCUGAGGUGAGGAAUAAGAUAUCUGAGUAUCUGAAAGACAAGAAAUACUUGGUUGUAUUGGAUGAUAUAUGGACAAAAGAAGCUUGGGAUGCUUUGAAGGAUGCAUUUCCGGAAAUGAACAAUGGAAGCAGGGUCGUGCUCACCACACGAAACCGAGACGUAGCUUUAUAUGCAGAUGCACGAAGCCAGCCCUAUGAACUGCGGUUCUUAAAAGAAGAAGAAAGCUGGGAAUUAUUCUGCAAGAAAACAUCCCCAGGACGAGAAAUCUGUUGCACUCAGGAUUUGGAGCGGCUGCAAAGAGAGAUUGUGGCAAAAUGCCAUGGUUUACCUCUUGCGAUUGUAGUCAUCGGAGGGAUCUUGUCACGUAAAGAACCAUGGGAAUGGGAGAACGUACGCAAGAGCAUCAGCUGGCAGUUUGUGAAGGGAGAAGUCAAUAUCUUUGGCAUAUUAUCUUUGAGCUAUAAAGAUCUGCCCUGUUACUUAAAACCAUGUUUUCUGUAUCUGGGCAAUUUUCCAGAGGACUACGAGUUCCACACCAAGGAAUUAAUUCAACUGUGGGCGGCAGAAGGGUUACUUGAAGAGAGAGGGGAAGAAACGUUGGAAGAGGUUGGAGAAGAUUAUCUAAUGCAGUUGAUUCAGAGAAGUACGAUUCAAGUGGCAAGAAGAAAUUCAAGCGGGGGUAUUAAAAGUUGUCGCAUCCACGAUCUUUUGCGGGAUCUCUCCAUAUCAGAAGGCAAGGAAAGUAAGUUUCUCCAAGUUCACAGUGGGAAUGCGAAUGCUCCUUCUUCGUCUAGAGCCCGUCGACUUGCAAUUCACCAUAAUGACUUAAGUAAGUACAUUUCCUUAAGCUGCUCCACUCCAAACCUACGUUCUGUGUUGAUCUACACCCAAGGUGAAGCUGGGCUUCAAAGAGAACAAGAGAAGUUUCUCUUUAGAGGCUUCAAGUUGCUUAGGGUGUUAUAUCUACAUGGUGUAGAAAUAGUAAAGCUUCCUAGGGAAAUAGGUGAACUAAUCCACUUGAGAUAUCUUGGGUGUACUGAUACUAGGUUAAAAAGCCUCCCAUCAUCCAUAGAUAAUCUUACCAAUUUACAAACUCUGUUCAUAGCAUCAACUUGUUGUUCCAUCAAAGUUCCGAGUACAAUCGGGAAGAUGCAACAGUUAAGACAUCUUCAAGUGAAGGGCGUAGGUCGGGUAGUGAUAGAAGGGCAUCCAAGGCUUGAGGGGAUAAGUAACCUCCAGACUCUAUCAAAAGUAAAGGCUGGCAAAUGGAUGGAGGGUUGUUUGGGAAAGCUCAUUAAUCUUAGAAAAUUAGGAAUAGAAGUAGAUGCGGAGGGAGGAGCUUAUGUUGAGGUAUUCUAUGAAUCCAUUGUCAGAUUGGACUGCCUCCACUCCCUGCGGGUAAUGGCACUAGGCGAACAAUUAGAAACCCCACUAGGUGAACGAUUCGAAACCCUAGGGUUGUUGUUACCUCCUCUUUCACAUCUUUUCAAGUUAAGUAAGUUAAGUUUGGUAGGAAAGUUAGAGAAGUUACCCGAUUCUACUGAAUUCCCAACAAACCUCACCAAGCUCACCUUGGCAGAGUCCUGUUUAAAGAAAGACCCACUGGAGACAUUGGAGAAGCUGAAAAACCUUCGCAUUCUCAGACUAUACAGUUCAUUCCGUGGAGUGGAGAUGGUUUGUGCUGCCCGAGGGUUUCCUCGACUUGAAUACUUAUAUCUUGAACACUUAUAUGACUUAGAGGAGUGGAGAGUGGAGGAAGGAGCUAUGCCAUGUCUUUUACAUUUACGGAUCAAUCACUGCAGGCAACUGAAGAAGUUUCCGGAACAUGUAACUACCCUCAAGAAAUUAGAGUUGUGGGAGAUGCCUGAAGAAUUCGAAGAAAGACUUCGAGAAGAUGGGGGAGAGGAUUGGCAUAAGAUUCGGUACAUACCCUCCAUCCACAUUAGCUAUUCGGGCGACAAUCUGAGCAGUCGGACCUCCUCUCGUUGCGAUAGCUAGAUAGGCAAUUGCUUUUUUACUUUUUCCUUGAACUGUUUAUUUGAGAGGUACCAAUUGAAGGAUUAGGAACUCUCAAUCCGAGGAAAUCCUUCAUCCACAUUGAGAUGUUGGAAAUCAGUGGGCCACACAUGGUGUUAGCCAUAUAGACAGCUCCAUGAAUGGUUUGGAUCAUUCAGGCAUUCUUCGGAUGGCCUUAUAGAAUUGGUCUCCAAGAGUUCAGCGAUGGGAAGGACUCUCGGCUGUCGAUCGAUCAAUAUAGAACAUGCAGCGGCCCCUCUCUACUCAUUUGGUCUCAGACAUGCAAAGCCCCAUCGUACACCGGGUGAGAAGGAGCGAAAUGAGACUCCGUUGUACGUCAUCUUCUUCGGUGAGCAUUUCAAGCGGAAUCCAUGGCUAACGCAGGACAUUGAUUGGCAGUUUAAGAGCCUCGGCCUAAUUGAUGAGAUAUGCAUCUUCCAUCUAUGAAGAAGCGUAUCAAAUCAAAGUUCGAAACUCAGAACUACUGGUGCCACUUGUAACAUCUGUGAAGAUAUUUGGACCAAAUGCACUAAAAACUUCCUGAUUUUAUCCUUCAUUAGUUUUUAAAGUUAAGUAUAUGCUUCAACUUUUACAAAUUUAAGCAUAAAACUUUCCAAUUUUAAUCACAAAUUUCAUUUUAGCAGAGACUGUGAUAAUGUGCACGUGAGGAGCAAGCAGAUAGAGUGAAGAAUGGCAGAAUGGUGACUCGAUGGUGAUGAGAUGUUUGGAUGAAAUUUUCUAAUUGUAAACUGAAGAUUUGUAUUUUUUUUAGUUAGAGAUAUUUCAAUAUGGAACCAUGUGGGAACAUUCAUUAUAUGUUUUAUAAUUCAAUUCCCCAAAAGGGUUGAUUUAAUGUUUGAUUUAUUUGACUGCAUGUAUUGUUUACCUUUAGUUUGUUAGUUGAAAAUGGAAAAUGAAGCAAUAUCUUUAUA